AGUACAGCCCUGCUCACGUGGAUGCCGUCUCUGUGGUUGCUACUCUGAGCUCAGACCUUUGUGUCUCUGGAGGAAAAGACAAGGGCUCCAAGUUUGAAGACUGGAGUUUGAGGCCCAGCUCUGCCACUUCCUAUUACUGUAGGCAAGUCUAUGUUUUCUGACCUCCGAUUUCUUAGUCUGUUACAUGGGUAAACAGUAACGCCCGUGUUCUAGGACAGUGUGAGGAUUCAACGAGAACCUCACCCGAUGCCAGGCCAUCUACAUGCUUUUGUAAGUGGGGGACUUAUAUUCCACCCACCUCAUUCUUAACAGUAGGACUCAGACUAUGGAAUCAGCAAAAAAUUUUCUGGUUGCUUUAUGUUUCAUUUUCAAAAAUUCACACUGGUUUUCACUACCUUUAUAUUUUGGUCUUUCCUGUUGCCAUCAUCCUGGACUUAACUGCUUUCUAUCCCUACAUUAAGAGCUGUCUUGUCAUUCACUGCUGGCAGCUGCAGCUGCAGUACACUGCUGAUUCUUCCUUGAAGGAAACACUACUAAUAAUGUCCUUAUUCCCAGUAGACUUUCAGGAUCACUCAAUUUCAUUUGCAAAUUGUAUUUCAAAUUUGUAAGAUGCAUUUACCUUGGAUGUUAUUGCUUCAAAUCAGGAUACAUUUGAGUAUCAAUACUUAAUUAGUAAUGUGAUGUCUCUCUCUCUUUUGUUUUUUGAGACAGGGUUUCUCUGUGUGUAUUCCUGGCUGUUCUGGAACUUGAUCUGUACACGAGGCUGGCCUCGAACUCAUAGAGAUCCACCUGCCUCUGCUUCCUGAAUACUAGAAUUAAAGGCGUGUGCCACCACCACCCAGCAGCAAUGUCUUGUCUUGAUGUCUAUAUUAUUUUAGAUCUAAGAAAUUGUCUUGAGUUAUGGGGUCCCUUCUAACAGCUGUGAGAAGGCAGAAGGGCAAGGAGCAGCUCCUCUGUUCUAAAGACUGGGGAGCUGAUAGGUCAGGUGUCACAGCAAGUGACUGGAGCCGUGAAGAGCUUGCUCCCCUCUCUGUAGCAGACACUCAGCAAGGAAAUGCUUUAAACUUCUGCUCAGGAGCCGGCGUGGUGGUGCCACCUGUAAUCCCAUGUCUCUGCAGACUGCUGUUGCCUAUAAUUGGAAAACUGGACAUGUGGUGAAAAGGUUCAGAGGGCAUGAGCGGGAAAUCACUAAGCAGAUAGCCUGUAUUCCCAAAUCAAACCAGUUUUUCAGCGCCUCUCGAGACAAGAGUGUCCUGAUGUGGGACCUGCAGGGCUCCUCCCAGCCUAGGCAGGAGCUGUCUGGCCAUGCCUUGGUUGUCACUGGCUUGGCUGUGAGUCCAGACUCAUCACAGCUGUGCACCGGCUCUCGGGACAACAACCUGCUUCUGUGGGAUGUGGGGACUGGACAGUGUGUGCGGAGAGCGUCUGUCUCCAGGAACCUGGUCACUCACCUGUGCUGGGUCCCCAGAGAGCCAUACGUUCUCCAGUCCUCUGAGGAUAAGACCAUCAGGGCUGGAUUCCCUUCACUCCUGUGUGCCACUGGGACUCUGACUGGAGCUUAUGGGAACAGAGUGAAUGGUCCUACUCGGAGCAGUCUGAAGCAGCUGACCUCACUAGUUCCAGUGUGUGACUUGUUCAGAUCAGCCUCGACCCCACCUGUUCCCUGGUCCUACUGUCAUGCCCUACAUGAUUCUUGGGAUUUCCAGGCACCUAGCCAGAGCCUUCCUGGGAAAGAAGGAUUAUGGGAUAGUCGGGGGCUUCAGGUGGCUCAUGUGUUUCCCACAAAGCAACACAUCCAGACCCACUGUGAAGUCAGCGUGGAUGGACACACAUGUAUCUCUUGCAGCAGCGGCUUUGGGGGUGAAGGCUGUGAAGCCACGUUGUGGGACCUAAGGCAGACAAGAGACAGAAUAUGUGAGUAUAAGGGGCACUUCCAGACAGUUGCAUCCUGUGUCUUUCUACCAAAAUCCAUGGCCUUGAUGCCUAUGAUUGCUACCUCAGCACAUGACUCCACAGUGAAGAUUUGGAACCAAGAUACUGGAGCCUGCCUUUUCACCUUGUCUCUGGAUGGAUCAGGACCCUUGACCUCCCUGGCUGUUGGUGACAUCACCUCCUUGUUAUGUGCAAGUUUCUACAGAGGGGUUCACAUACUCAGCGUGGACUGCAGCCAAGAGCUGGCGCUGCAGGAAGUGGCAACCUUCUAAGGCCAAGACCCUGACUGGACAACAUCAGACCAUAGCCCUCCUUUCUCUGUGGCUUUGUGUUUUUGCGCAUGAUCUUGGGGAGUGGGGUUCUUUUCUUACGGUCACUUAAAAGGCAUAUCUGGGUUAGAUGUUGAUUUAAGUCCAGUGAUUACAAAGUCAGAGUGUGGUCCAGGCUGGUCCUGAACUCAUAACCCCAGUCUCCUGACUGUUGGCAUUAAAGGUGUGAAACUGCACACCCAAGAAAAUUCAGGUCUAGAAACAUGGACUCAAUAUAAAGUUCUUAAUCUCAAGGAAAUCCAAAUGGAAUUUUUAUCCAAAUGUGAGCUUUUGGGACUACUCUUCAAAAGAAAUGUACUUAUUGCUCAAGAUGAUGGCUGGGACCUAAGAGUGAUAAGCCUCUGUGAGCAGGAAAACGCGGGCUGGCGUCUCCAUGAAGGACAAUGUUUCGAGACAAAUCUAGUUGGUAAUAGUGUUGUUCCAUAGAGGAAGUGGAUGGCAGACAGUGAGGUUAAACGCAGUCACCUCAAAGCCACUUAGGGUAAGAGAGCAAAGGCAUCUAACCAGGGGGCAAUGUGAACAAGAACAAGGACACUGCCCCAAAUUACAGGAAUUAUUAAGUCUGCCCCAUGCACCAAAAGGCAGAGGGGAUGGGAGACUAAGGCUAAGAAAUAUGCAUCUGUAAUUUGGGUAUUUUUAUUUAUAUAAGAAACACUGUACACCCGCAUGCUCCCUACCUCUCACCCCUGGGAACGACCAGAGGCAAAGGAGUCACCUCUGGAACACAGAGAGAUGGAUUCAACUGAGUCCGGCAACCGCGCACCCUUCAGUGAGGAGGGGCCAGGCCACUGUGCAGCUCCCACAAGUCCAAUCCUCGGCUUGGAGCUCAGAAGUCCAUUUUGCUUUGGAUGAGUCCUAAAAUAAGGCACCCAAGGCCUGACCAGAGAAUGGCCACCUGUGUAACUGUGGAUCAUGCCUGUCCAUAGUUCAGAGCUGGCUGCCAUUUCCUCUCUGCCUCCUGUUGUCCCCAGGGUCAGGGGGUUCCUCACUUGUGAUAUGGUACUCAGAACCAUACCUCCCUCAUAGGGCUGUUCCUGAGGGCAAGCUGCAAAGGAGUCAGGCAGUAUCCUGUCUAGACUGAAUGAUCCUUCACAAUAAACAUUUGCCUUCCUUCA
Myodes glareolus (Bank vole) is the source of this 3376-nucleotide messenger RNA. The record is from RefSeq and is a predicted model, not a curated record. NCBI's taxonomy places the organism in Eukaryota, Metazoa, Chordata, Mammalia, Rodentia, Cricetidae.